AACAUCAAAUUCGGAGUCACAUGACGGACAGGAAAUGACGACUUUUAAAAAUCUCCCAUAGUUGAAAAGCACAACACAGAUAUUAGCAAUGAUGGACGUAAAUAGAACGUAAGUUUACGACGUAAGAAGUCAUGGGUGAUUCAGAAAUGUUGCAGAAUUAAUUAUGGCAUUUUUGUGACAGAUAUGUUGUGCAAAUGUUUACGGUGUUUUUCCAAAGUACGGGAUACUUGCAAAAGAUGUCAUUUUUUCUCUAUAGGACAUCUUAAAUGGAGAAUAAUCCUACAGACAACAGCAAUGAAUCUGAUAUAUCAGAUUCUUGGUCAAUACUAGGAUCAGAUUCCUGUGAACCACAAGACAUACCGGUUGAUAGCUCUGUUAUAGAUGGAGAUAGUAUUAGUGGAGAACCCAGUGAUGGAGAAUCACUUGAAGUUAUAGAUGAAGAAGAAAAGGACCAAGAUGAAUACAGGGAAGCUGACAUGGAAACAGAUGGCAUUUCCAUCAUAACUGAAAGUGAUGGAACUAAUGAGUUGGAGCAAACUCUUUCUUUGGUUGAGUCCAAAGAAAAGAAGUAUAUGCAUCAUCCAAAUACGUACCUAAACACCCGCCUCAAUGUGCUGUUGGUAAUCUCAUUUGCAGCUGUAACUGGUCUUGGUAUAGGACACUUCCUAGGAUUACAAGAGGAAUGCCCUUUGUUGAAUGAAUCAGUUACAUCACUGCUAACAAAGCUGCAGCAUGAUAAUCAGUUGCUUCGAUAUAAAAUAGAAAAACUUCUGAGUGAGAAAGAUGCUGCAUCUUAUUCAUUCCAAAAUAUUCAAUCCUGGGAAGCAGAUACAAAAUUCAGAGCUGAAGGUAUAUUACACUUGCAGCCAUCUUUACAAGCAGGUAUUCUUAAACAGCCCUUGAACUUGGAAAUUGCUGGUCUUCCUGGGAAUAAGAUAGGCUCUCAACAAUACAUGGCAGAUAACAGAAAUCAGUAUGAGGGUGAAGUCAGGAAUAUUGCAAAGCAGUCUUCUGAAGGAAGGGUUCAGUCUGGGGAACAUUCAGGGUAUGUAACACCAAUAAAAUUUGAAGAUGAAAAUGUUGCAAAAAAGCAAUCUGAUGGGCAAGCAGGAAGUGUCACUUUUGACCUAAAUUCAGAAUAUGUAAUAUUAGCAGACCAUGAAGAUGCAGUACUGGAUGUUGAAAGAAACAGGGUUGCUGAUUUUACUGAUGAUGUGAUAUUUGUGCAGUUCAGAGAUAAUGAUGGUGUUAUCAAGUCCUCUGCUGAAUUGAACAAUGAAGCGAAUGUUGCAGGAUCUUCUGUUCAUAUUAAGGAACAUGAAACUGUUGCAGAUUUCCCCUUUCUGAUGAAUGCUGAAAGAGAUUUUUCAGAUUCUGCUGUUAAGGAUGACCAAGUUGCACAGCCGCCUGUUCGAGUAAAGAAUAAAGUGUUUGCACUUCCUGAAAAAGAUGAUUUCUUGGAUCAUACAGUGAACAUACAUCCUUCUGUAGGAUACAGCAGUGAAGGACCAAAUAGAAAUGUUGACGCUCUGCAAGCAGAAGUGACACACAAAACAUAUGACUGGGAAGAAAAUAAUAUGGAGAUAAUUAAAUCAACUGUUAAACUUCUGCAGGCACAGUUUAAUGACGUAUUGUCACAUGACGCUGAAAGUGUUUUGCCUUCCUCUGUUGCUUUGGUUGCAGAAAUUGAACAGAGUUUGUUUCAUCUUCAGGACUCCAUCUCUCAAUGUGAAGUACAAAGAAGCGACUUCUGUGCACAGUUGCAAGAGAGAAUGAAAGUGUCAGUUGUUAAGCUGAAGGAGAUGACAGAGAGACUUGUGGAUGACAUAGAUGAACAGCUGUACAAAUUGUUAUCCAGAAUUACGCGAAAGUUGAAAAAGUUUAAAAGAAAUCUGCAAGACAAGUGGUGCCAUUUGGCACAUCAACAUGAUUCUAAAAAUGAUGCAAUAUACGGUUGGCUUCAUAGUUCAUUAUUAUUAGAAUGUAAAGAAAGUCAGAGGCAAACCAAAAGGAAAUUCAGAGAGUUCUCUUCUGAAGAACCCAGUAAAUUAAGUGAAAUGUUUGUAAUGGGUACCUCAGAUGAGAAAGUUAAAGGAAUGGAUGAACCUAACAUUUUUAAAAUUCAAAACAUGGAGGAAGAAUGUAAUGGUAUUAAAAAUGGUGACUCAAAUACUGCAUCAGAAGAAGGCCAAAGAAGUGGUAUCCAAUAUACAGUGACACAGACUGAAUAUGUAAUGCAGUCCCAUAUCAAUAAGGAGCUUGCACCUGAUAAAGUUAUUAUGAUCCAUGACAAUUUAAAUGAAGAGCAUUUUAAAAUGAACACAGUUCCUAAAGCAUUUGAGAAAUCCAAUGGUGAAGAGCAAUACAUGUCAGAAUUACAUAAAAAUUGGAAACAUGACAACCAAGGCACAUUCAAGAAUCAUUUUAAUGAAGAAGAGAAAAAUAAACCUGAAAAUAAGGACAAAAAUGUACCUCUAGCAAAAACGUGUUGGCAGACACAUAAUGGUAAAACAGUUUGUAAAAAGUUUAAAAAUAAUCAGCAGUUUUUGCGUUCACAGAAAUUCAAGGAGCAGCAUGUCACGCAGAGCCUUAGAGAUAAUCAUUCACAUGAGAAAAAAAACUUGAAGAGCCAGUUUAAUGAUAAAGACAAGAAAGCGCCUAAAAAACUACAAACCAAACGUAGAUGGCAAGAUGAAAACAAACACCACAAACAGUCUUUGAUCUUGGAACAGGGUGCUUCUUGGGUUAUGGUUGACACUAGCAUCCCAAAACAAAGUAAUAUAUCAGGUGAUUGGGUAUUAAAAAUGGCAGACAGCCGUGCAGAGCAUCGUAGGUUGGAGCACAAAAGUGAUUGGCUCUUUGAUCGAGCUGAUGCGCGCAAAUUGAAAAGGGAAAAGCAACAUAUAACAGGUAAUUGGUAUUUUGAAAGAGCACGUGGCCGUGUGGACUGUCACUUCCAUCCACAUUCCAAAUGGUGCAAAACUGGAACCUACAGUGGCCCAGACUUUAAUUGGUAUUUUGAAAGAGCACGUGGCCGUGCAUACUGUCGCUUCCAUCCACAUUCCAGCUGGUGCAAAACUGGAACCAGCAGUGGGCCAAACUUUGAUGGGCUUCAUCAGAGUGACUAUGAAAAUGACUACAGUUAUAGUGACAGAUCUCAUCGUGCUGCCCAUUGGUCUAAAAAAUUCAAACUUCACUUAUCUGCUGCUGCAGGAAAAUUUUUUAAACGUUCUUUUUCACAUUUUCAAAACAAAAUGAAUUAUCACAACCAUCAUUAAAUAAUGUGCUUCAUUUACUCUUAUUAAGUUGACGUUUUAAAUUUAUGCAAAAUUAGACGUAUAAAGUGUGACUUUAUUAAAAAAAAAUAAGUUAUUGUAAAAACCUGUAUUUAAUUCAACUGCUGGUGCAGGAAUUUAAAAAUAACUGUAACCAGUGUGAUUUUAAAUGUUUCUAACCAUAUUAACAGUGACAUACCUUUCAUUGUUUUAUUGAGUCUAUAGAUAGUAUGAAAAAAUACUUUAAUGUUCCUAAGUAUAUUUAUUUUAUAACAUUUACAGUGUUGUAGCAUAUUAUUUUAUGUGACUAUGAUAUUUUUGUGUACCUCUUCACCUUCAUCUUACUGUUGUUUUAUGGGUGUACCCAGUAUAGAAAACCAUUCUCUCUGUGUGUGUUUGAUAUCCACCAUAUCUAGUGGCUUGACAUACCAGUAGUUCUAGACUCAGGAGGUGCUUGGUUUGAAUGUCAGCUGGGACAACAUCUUUCCUGAUUGAGAUUUUUAGUCUGUCCAAGAAAAUGCAUGAAUAGUACCUCAAUUAGGCCAUGACUGCUUCCUUGCAGAUCCUUUCCAAUUCAUCGUUUAUAAGUCAUCAUACCAUUUAAUGCUGUAUAGUCUGAGCUACUGACAGUGGCAUAAAGUGACCCACAAAAGGAAAGAUGUCCCCUGUGAAUAAUGUCCAUCCAGCAUACCAGUUUUCAUAUUAAAUUCAUCUAAUGUGUAACGGUGUAUAGUACUAAACUGUGCUAAUAUGGUUGAUAAAAUUUCAGCUUGAAUUUGUUAAUAUCAAUGUGUUGUUUGUACCUGCAAUUGUAAAAUUAUGGUUACCUGCAGUGUGUUCAUACCUAAGAUUUUGAGUGGAGUGUGAAAUACUUCAUUCUGAAUUAUGCAGCAAAUAAAAUAAGUUUAAAUAAAUUUGAUAAUUGCACACAAAUUUGCAGAGGUUAAUUGAAAUGGUGGAGCAUGGUAAUUUUAAAGAAGAACCCGGGUAAAGUUUGGAUACUAAUAAAAUACAUGAUAUUGUUUGUAGAAGUUGUAGAUGCCUUUAUAGUGUGCUUUGAUUGUUCCAGUUUUUUAGGCCUUAUUUCCCAUGAAUUCUUCACCAUUAGUUAAUUUGUGCACAGUAAUGCCCUUGAAAAGUUCCAUUUUUGUGACAGUACAUGCCUGAGUUAAAUGUAUUUUUGUAUCCUCUGUAAUUUGGUCAGAUAUACAAGUUCCAUGUUCACUAUUAGGGGGCAACUUUGUCAUUUUGGGACUGGAUACCAAAUGAGCUUUUAUCUGUUGUAGAGUCUUUUGUAUUUGAAGGAUGAAAGUCAUAAUAAAAUAAAAAAAUCACGUU
Cryptotermes secundus is the source of this 4613-nucleotide messenger RNA. RefSeq lists its product as uncharacterized. NCBI's taxonomy places the organism in Eukaryota, Metazoa, Arthropoda, Insecta, Blattodea, Kalotermitidae. The coding region runs from base 267 to 3278 and encodes 1003 amino acids. The transcript has 4 exons. The record is from RefSeq and is a predicted model, not a curated record.